Molecule: messenger RNA, 18510 nt
Organism: Bacillus rossius redtenbacheri
Lineage: Eukaryota; Metazoa; Arthropoda; Insecta; Phasmatodea; Bacillidae
Product: NF-X1-type zinc finger protein NFXL1
Exons: 14
Coding region: 98-2725 (875 amino acids)
Biological process (GO): regulation of DNA-templated transcription
Cellular component (GO): nucleus
Molecular function (GO): zinc ion binding; DNA-binding transcription factor activity, RNA polymerase II-specific; RNA polymerase II transcription regulatory region sequence-specific DNA binding
Source: RefSeq, a predicted model, not a curated record
UGUGACGUGACGUGUUGAAUAGUUGAAAUCUUUCUGCUAAGUUUUUAAAACGCGCUGAAGAGAAAACUACGCUCUUUGAAUACACAAAGGCGGGGAGAUGGCGUGGCAGAGAGGCCGCGGCCGUGCCAGGCCGCUCGACGCGGUGGCCAAGGUGGUGGCGGAAGCGGAGGGAAACAAGCCCUCCCGGGCCGCGCAGAAGGGCAGGGGCCGUGCCGGAACAGCGGAGACGGAAGGUGGUGAGCCCUCCCGGGCCACGUCUGCGCAGCGCAGGUUCCAGGAGGCGCGCGCACAGCAGCAGGCGGCCAUCCAGAAGCACGUCAAGACGGACUACGAGUCAUCGGAGGAGGAGGAGGAUCUGGAGAGCGAGGACGUGCUGGGUUCGGUGCUGCAGUCGUACGCGCAGCUGGGCGGUCGCAGUGAUGACCUGGGCCGCACACAGAAGUUCCUGGAGGAGAUGUUCGUGUCGGGGGCGGCCACGUGCCUCGUGUGCAUCGCGUCCGUCAGGAGGGCAGACGCGAUAUGGAGCUGCGAGGGCUGCUACAGCUUCUUCCACCUGACGUGCGUGCAGCGCUGGGCCAAGGACAGUGUGGCGCACCAGCGACGUGCCCUCGAGGGCCUCCUGCGCGGCCAUACAGCUCCUGCCUUCCGCUGGGCGUGCCCCAAGUGCCGGCGGGAGUACGAGGAAACCAGCGCACCGCAGCGCUACGUGUGCUUCUGCGGGCAGUCCCAGGACCCACCCCACCACCCCUGGCUGCUGCCCCACUCGUGUGGCGAGACGUGCGGCCGGCUACUGCAGCCCGAGUGUGGCCACCGCUGCCUUCUGCUGUGCCACCCAGGGCCGUGCCCGCCGUGCCCCAAGAUGGUGUCCGUGCGCUGCCACUGCGGGCGCUCGGGCCCACGCAUGCAGCGCUGCAGCCGCAAGGCGUGGGCCUGUGGCGGGAAGUGCGGGCGCACGCUGGGGUGCGGGCGACACCGCUGCGACCAGGCCUGCCAUCCGGGGGAGUGCUCGCCCUGCGACCUCACCAGCCUCCAGGCCUGCCACUGCGGUGCCCGCUCCGAGCAGCGGCUGUGCGCCAGCCCGCGCUGGAGCUGUGACAAGGUUUGCGGGGAGCGGCUGGGGUGCGAGCGGCACAGCUGCGAGCGGGUUUGCCACGCGGGGGAGUGCGGAGCCUGCCCGCUGUCCGGUCCCCGCACCUGCCCCUGCGGUAAGACAGUGCACCGGCUCCCCUGCACGGAGACGGUGCCCCUGUGUGGCGACACCUGCGGGCGCACGCUGCUGUGUGGUCGACACGCUUGCUCUCGGCCGUGCCACCGCGACGCCUGCGGUUUGUGCCUGGAGGUGGUGACGCGGCCGUGCCGCUGUGGCCUGCACUCCAAGGAGCUGCCGUGCCAGAAGGAGUUCCUCUGUGACUCCAAGUGCAAACAGCUCAAGGACUGUGGCCGCCACCCAUGCAACCGCAAGUGCUGCGAUGGUAACUGCCCGCCGUGUGAGAAGGAGUGUGGGCGCACGCUGCGCUGUGGGAACCACAAGUGCGCGGGCGUGUGCCACCGUGGGCCGUGCUACCCCUGUCCACGCACGGUGCAGGUCAGCUGCCGCUGCGGGAAGACGAGCGUUGCAGUGCCGUGUGGCCGGGAGAGGAGGACGCGCCCCCCACGCUGCCCGCUCCCUUGCAAGCAGCCGCCGGACUGUCACCACGCCCGGCGGGAGAAGCACCGCUGCCACCCGGGCGACUGCCCCCCGUGCCGCCAGGUGUGCGGCCGUGUGCGUGCUGCCUGCCCCCACCUCUGCCCCGCGCCGUGCCACUCGGCCGUGCUGGUGCGCGUGGAGGCGGCACGGCGCCCGGCCGGGCCGUGGGAGGCGGUCUCUCCACAGCUGGAGGUGCGCGACCUGCCCUGCCCGCCGUGCGCGGUGCCGGUGCCAGUGACUUGCCCUGGUGGCCAUGAAACCAGUGACCAGCCAUGCUCUUCUGCUCGGCCGCACCCUUGCGGGCGUGUCUGCGGACGUGCUCUGCCAUGCGGCAACCACAACUGCUCCAAGCCGUGCCACACCGUGUCGGGCGACACAGACUCGUCUCUGGCUGGGCCGGAGUGCGAGGCAUGCGAGCAGGGCUGUGCCAAGCCACGCCCCGAGGGCUGCGCACACGCCUGCCCCGAGGCGUGCCACCCGGGGCCGUGCCCGCCGUGCGCGCAGAUGGUGCGUCUGGGCUGCCACUGUGGCCUGGCACAGCCGUGGGUGCGCUGCGGGGAGUGGACCGGCGCCGCGCCCGAGCAGCGCCGUGCGCUGCAGAGCUGCCGGAACCAGUGCCCGCGCAAGUACCCGUGCGGGCACCGCUGCCGGGAGGAGUGUCAUCCGGGGGACUGCCCCAGCGCGGAGCUGUGCCGACGCAAGGUGAAGGUGCUCUGUGCGUGCCAGCGACUGCGUCGGGAGUUCUCCUGCGACGUGGCCCGCGCUGGCCUGGCCGUCGUGCCGUGCGACGACGCGUGCCACGCUCGCCAGCGCGAGCAGCUGCAGGCGCGCGAGGCGGAGGAGUUGCGUCGCAAGGAGCAGGAGGCACGUCGCGACCAGGAAGAGCUGGAGCGCUUCCAGAGGAAGUUCCAGCCGCAGCGCAAGCGCCGGGACCGCGGGCCAGUGGAGGAGACGCGGGGGCGCCGCCUGCCCUCGCCCUACUGGCUGCUGCCGCUUGCAGCUCUCGCGGUCGCUGUCUACCUCGCCUGGGCCCUGUGACCGUCUCGGCCAGCUCACCCGCUUGUCCCGCUGAUCCUCUUGAAAAUAUUCUUAUUUUGUUUAUAGCAGUGCUUACUCGGGAUGGGCAUGUGGGUUCUUCAAUGCUUCGAUUCCACUGAUUCUACCUGGAAUCUGAUUCGUUGAUUCACAAGCUGUAUGGAAUCAUACCAUAUAAGGAGUCCUAUAUUUAGAAUGGUAGGUCAUAUUAUCUGUAGAUAAUCAGGAUGUAAAAUAGUAUUACGAUUAUUAAAUAUAAUCGUUGUGGGAAAACUACUGGGUUGUUGGGUUCAUAAAUGGAUAGCCCAGUUAAAGUUUUUAUCACUACAUAGUUUUAUUGUUUACCAAAAUUUACAUCACCAGCAAAUAAUCUUUCUUAAAAUGCCUAAUAACAAUUACACUUGAAAAUUUUUAUUACCCAGUCACUCGGUUCUUACACACUGCACACCUCACUGGGACGCACCCCUCGCACAACUCUCGCCGCAGCACUCCUCGUAGACCUCCGUCGCCGCCGUCGCACUUCCCUUCACCAAGGAUCCGCUCGACGCUUUGCUCGGAACUUCACUCGGGACUCUCGCUGCACCCGCAGCACUCUCGCCACCCAACUAUCGCCGAGAAACUCUCUGGCCCAGACUGUCGUGAAGGCCAGCAUCCGGGCUUAUAUAUAGAGCCUCGCGUCUUUCCAGAAGUCACGAGUGCGGCUGGGGCCAGUCGUGUCAUCCCGCGCCGACCCGACACCGGAAGCGUAGAGAAAGGUUGACAAGCCGCAUCAUCCCGGGCCGACUCGACACCCGAAUCGUCGAGAAGGGCAUCGGCAGCUCGCGGGAUUCCCAAUUGGUGCCAGGUAACGGCGCCGAGGCAGGGCGCCAUGCGAGAAGCGGCGGGGAGGAGGGGGGUAACGACAACCCUUGUAAUCUGCCAGGCACGCGUGACAUGUCUCACGUCAGCGGUGGUCGCAUGACGUCAGUGGCCGUGUGAGGCCACCAGCCAGCUCUGAACCUGCGCGCUCCGUGGCCCUGCUUACGUUCGUAACAAUAUAUUCACAUAAAUUAAGUAAUUCUUGCCACAAUUGCCAUAUUUUCUGGCCAGUUGAGCAACUCACCUAGCACUUAAAUACAAAAUACAUAUGUGUUAUUUUAUUUGAAGAUUAGAUUACAACCGCAAUCAUCUACAAUCCGUACUAACCAAUUAAAGUUAAAUAUCUGUACUUGUGGGGAUAACAUUGUAACCUCAUUUCAAUAUAAUUUUAUUUUAUAAAUUCAAUAACGUCAUUUAUUAGAUACAACAUUAAUGUAAAUUUUCUCUUCAUUUGUAAACAUAAUAUGUUUUACUUUCAACGUCAGCAAGUAAUCAUGAUGCCAUGUUGAUGUAAACAAUUUAAAGCAGGCUGACCAACUGUGUUUAUAAACAUUUUAGUUUUAUUUUUUCCAGUCUUUCGUAUAACAAAGCUAAUUUCUCGUUAUAUUUUUGAUACUUUUGUGUAAAUAUUUUUCGUUAAAAAGAAGUUGGUUUAUAAUUGGAUUUACGCAUACAUAAAGUCAUUAAAUUAAAAGCCUAUGAUUUAUUGUUUGUGCAUAACAUGUUGCCUGUGUGUAAACAAAUUUUUGUGCAAAAUGCACUGUUUUCACGUUUGUGUUCAUGUUUCAUUUGCCGUGACCCCGAUAGCUUGCAUUGUUAUUAAUCUUUUGUAAAUUUGAAUCAUGAUAAACAGAAGAUAUCUUGUGAUCAGUUAGUGUUUUAAUGUCUGUGUAAAUGUUGAUGAACAUAAAUCAAGUGAAAUACAACAAGCAGGACUUUUAAGAGAGUGGCAGGAGAUAGAAAUUUAUCAAGAACAGAAAAUAAUGGAUUUACAAAAUUGGGAAUUAGAAUCUGAAUCGAACUUGAAAUGGAGGGAAACUGUAGAAUCGGAAUAGGAAUCGAAGAAAUGUGAAAUCGACCCAUCCCUAGUGCUGACUCUGAACAUAAUCAGUAAUAUACACUUUUCAAGAUAAGGGGUCAAUUUUUGAAUUGUGCUUCAAGGAAUAUCCAGUUCCAGACUGUAUAAUGAAUGUUGUUACAGAAGAACCAAAGCAGAUACAGGUUCAUGUAGCGCCAGACUAGGUAAUCAUGUACAGUGCAACCGCAUCAUGAAGUAAUAACUCACUUAAAAGGCUUUCUUUCUUGAAAGUAAAUACAGUAAACUCCCGGUAUACCGCGCCCCGAUAGAUCGCGGAAUCGGGUAUAUCGCGGGUCAAACCAUGUCCCCCAGUCAGACAUGAAUAAUAAUAAUAAUAACACAGUAGAACCUCGUUAAUUCGUGAUGGUCGGGACCGAGAUAAUCACGGAUUACCGAAUUUCACGGACUUGCGAUUAAAGCCCGGAAGGUCUUGUCAAGCUUCUCAGAUACCGGCGUGCAGCUGGGUUAAGGCCAAGGCCAUGUGACGUAACAUCUACCGAGGCUUACUGCGCCAUGGCAGCAGAUAGAUAAAAAAUAGUAAACUCUCCAUUAUUCGUGUUAAUUGGGACCCGCCGAUGCCCGGCUAAUUAAAAUCCUGUAAAAAAAAAGUAAUAAACCCGGAUAAUCCGUUCACGGUAAAGACCGUCUUCGAAUUAGUCUCGGCUUAAAAAAAUACGGCACUGCCUAGCCAUUAGUUCACGGUCAUUUAUAACAGCCGAAGAGAGAAAGAUAAGAUCGUGCUGAACUUGCACACAUAAAUUUUGGGUAGCCCCCCCCUCCCUCUCAAUCUUCCCAUUCGUCCAGCCGAAUGCCAGCCAGACACGUCACUCGCCAGGCGCCUGCCGUGCGUUGGCGGGUGGAAACAAACAAAGGGAGAAGGGAAGCAGAAGUCAGGACAUCCCCCUCAAGUUUAAAGAGUGACAAAUGUGACAGCUGAAAGGGGGACGACACAAAGGGUCGGUACAAACAGUGUUGCAGAGUUUGGCGGCCCAUGCGAAGGCUUGCAGUGUUUGCCGGCCGCCGGCCCGCGUGACGUUAAUUUUAAGCGCUGACAAUUUUUACUUCUCUUUUUUUUUCUGCACUUUUAAAUCGUCCCGGAUUAUCCGAUUCCCGAAUUAGCGCGUCACGGAUUAACGAGUUUCUACUGUAAUAAUAAAUGGAAUAAAUGAUUGACAGCCGAUUAAGAUAAUUUUGCGUUGUAACUCACAAACUAAGCAUCGGGCAGAAAAAAGCCUAGGCGUAGAAAAUGUCCGCAGUGAAAUUCUAAACAAGAUAUCUCCGUACAUUAUUCCUCUAUCUUGUAGUGUUUUCAAAUUAUGAUCCAAUCCAGACCAGUGUUAUUUUCUGAAACAUUAGUUCUUAACAUUUUUUUUAACCCACAAAUAAAGCAUUGGACAGGGGACCCGAUAAAGCCUACCGUCCAGCGACAUUAUCCAGCGUGACUCGGCUGGGGAUUGAUUUUGGAUAGGUUUGGUUGACGGCAAGCACUUGGAGGGGAGAGGCGAGCCGAGAAUAUGCGACCAAGACACCCGGGUAGAGCGGUAGACGGGAGGAGUGGAAUAUAAGCGCCAGUGAUGAGAGGGGCGAUUAAGCCGAAAGGGGGGGAGUCUGGUGACCUUGAGUAGUUCACUCAUUUCCGUCUGCACACUUCUCGUGGUCACGUGUGUUGACAAGCGGAGACAUAAAUGUUUUGUUACAACUUGAACCUACAGACGUAAUAUUAUUCGUUGUAUUAUACACGUUCAUCUUUUUACUUUGGUAUAAUGUUUUAACAUUAAAUAAUAAAGUAAAUCAGCUAGUGUAAUUUUAAUCUUUGCCGAGGAAUUCCCAGUGGUCCAAUACUUACGUGAACCAUACUGUACCACUUUUGCCGUGAGGUAGUAAACAAGCCCCGGAUAUGUUUAUGUGUAGCGGCCUCCCGACCUUUAACCAGAGGCUGGGGAAUAUAACACUUGCCGAUCCGAGCCACACACACUCAGCAACUCGACAAAGCGUUUGAUGGAAUAAGUAAAGACAACGUUUAACAGACUUUUUAAUACGGCGCCACUGAUUGCGCUAAAAUUAUUUUGGCGCAAUUUUUGUAUCCCACAUGUGACCAUUUAUAAUUUACUGUAAGCAUGGAUAACAAAGUUUAACCACUUUACACGAUAGACGAUUCUUUAUUUUAUAUUGUACGAAUGCUAGAAUUGUUUUUCACGUAUCUGCUGCAUACUUCUGCAAAAGACACGCUAUUUGUAAGUACGUAAAUCUAGAAUUUUUAUUUUGUCAAUCAAACUCGGUACUUUGCGAUUCAUAUUCGGUUUGAAGUAUUACUAUGGCCUUUCUAUUUAGAAGACUUUGACCACAAAAUCGUGUGUAACCGCACACACUGCACUUACUUUGUUACGGACACUCAGACGAAGCAGAUACUGUGGCUGACACCACGAGACUGGCAGCAGCUUGUGUGCCGUACGUGUGUAUGGCGGCGUGUGGCGCGCUCGUAGGCCGUGCGACAAACUGUGCGCGGCAUGCGGAAAAAUAAAAAAUAAAAUUCAACAUUUAAUAUUUAUAUUUACAAUUUAUUAUUUUUAUUUUUUCACCCGCGUUUAGUGAAAACUGCGGAUGCAAAGUCCGCACAAAGGCGGGCCGUCUAUACUGUGCGUGCUUGCCGACCUAUUAGAACACAGGCGGUGUUUUAUGCCUUUUGACCUUGGUCACAUCGAAACAUCGCGGUUAUGCAACAACGCGGGUAAAAGUUAUGUCCCCCGACAACCGCGUUAAAUAGGGAGUGUACUGUACUUUCAGCCCCAUACAAUAAUUUUUUUAAAUUAUUCAGCAGUCAAAGCCUGGAUGUUUCUUGCAACACCUGUCAGAUAAGUGACAACUUAUCUUGAACAUAGUGUACUUUGUAUGGAGAUAGUGGAAUUCUAUGGAGUAACAUUGCUAUGUUGUAGUAGCUUACAAAAAUGAAGUUUUUAAGUUGGUAUGCAUAUGUAUUUUGUUUAUGCACAUCCUUGUGAGUAUGUGAUAUCAGUAUAAAAAAUUUUUUUUGAACAUUUAUUCAAAAUUUCAACAGUAACUUUUAUUUUAAGGAAGUCACUGAAACAAAAAUUUUCAAUUUACUUACACAAAAAUUUAGUAUCAAAUAAACAUUCCUUGAUAGAAGUAUUUUUUAAAUGAAGUUAUAUUGAUUUCUAAGGGAAAAAAUUGAUUAUUUAAUCAGUAGAUUUCAAUUUUUAAAAGUCAAGCAUCAUAUUCAAAUGUAUCUAAUGAUGUGAAAUAUAGAAUUCCUUCAAGGUUUGGAUACACAAAAAUAUAAAAUGCUAUCGAAUAUGGAUUGACAUUGAUAAUGGUUACCAAAUACAGUAGAACCCCGAUUUAACGAAGUGCUACGGUUACCGAAAAUGUUUACUCUAAAUCGAUGUUUCGUUAAAUCUGAUUUACCGAUUUUCAAUGACCCCCGCACUCAUAAUCGCGUACCUACGUUUCCAUAUCGUAGACAGGGUCGACGCUGAUAUCUUGUGCUGCCGUGCUAUCUCAGACUUCGUCAACUUUCCAUCUUCAACGUUUUUGAUCUCGCUCGUACGGCCCCCGGUUCGUACGUACACCUCGGUCGUACAUACAGAUUUUUAUAAACCGUGAAAAAUGAGGCAUAAAAAAAUUUUUAAAAAUAUGUAAAGUGUAAGAAAUACGUUAAAGUUUAUUAAAAUACAGUCGCAACCUGCAGCGUUUAUAACAAAAACGAGCUACAUACACAUUGCGUCACAGUAAAAAAUUAAAAAAAAAAAGGCCGCACAUUGAUGGAAAUUUACCGUCCAUAGCGCGCCGUACGCGGAGAAAGGUCAUUGUACUCGGUCAGCUGCUGUUACGGCGCGGCGUAGCCGCCGGCUGGCUCUCUUUGUUCGCUCAGCUGCGCAGCACUUAUAAAAAACGUAUUCCAAAAACUAAACACCGCGCACAAAGCUCUUACUGAGAAUAUAGAGCUGUAGCAAACCGUAUGUAUUCGGUACUGAGUAACAGGUGCGCCAUCUAGUAACGAGUAACGAAACGUUACACACGGCUGCAUCUCGUUACUCACAUUUUUCGUAUGUUUUACGCAUGCGCGUGCAUAUUCGAUGAAUUUGCGUUACAAAGAACGAUGUUUGUUUAUUAAGUAAAGUAUAAUUUGGAAAUUCGUCGUCAAAGUUUUUUACUGUUUAUUAAAGGUAGUGUGUGUGUAGACAAAGUUUGAGAUUGGAACAGAAACAACGUAAGAAAGUAUUGUUUACAAAUUAGAAAUAUGUAUGUUUUUGUUUUUUAUUAUCGCGUAUUUUCACGUUGUUUUUUGUUAUUAUCUUAAGAGAUAAUAUAAAAAAGCCGCAUUAAUGAGAUUUAAUUGUUUCUUGGUUAACAAAAACUGUUAAUCAAAUAUUGUUAAUUGUUUAUAUCCUAUUUAUUAUUAUUUACGCGACGUCAUAAUGUACGCGUACGCAAUACGACUCGAUUCGUUGGUGCAACAUUACAUAGCUUUUUAAUGUGGUUUCAGAAGUAACGAGUAACGUAACGAUACGAUAGUAACGAGUACUAAUUGUUAUAGUAACGAAUACAUACGGGUACACUUUUUUUCGUUACUUUUACACAUCUAGAGAAUAAUGAUAAUGGCGUAUUGGUGUGACGUGGUCACAAGUUGAAAAAACCUGGAGGAUGGGAAAGGGAAUAUUUGGAAACGUGUGAUUAUUGGCUAGCACUGUUACUAUGCGGGCGUAUUUGGAAGAUAACGUGGUGAGUCAAGCCAAGGAUGGAGAAGGGGGAGGGGGUUGCGGACAAAGAAACCCUUCAUGACGUCAUGUGUCGCGGCCAGUCUAUCUAUCCAGGCGCGCGCAAUGGCACGCACCUACGCAAUUCAGUUACAGCGCCCGGAGUUUUUAAGCAAUUUGAACAAUUUUUUUAAUUUUUUCGUAUUUGGACAGACGAUGCAAAGGCACAUAAUAUAUAGUACCUCCAUUCUAUUACUGACACCACAGAGUGUAUUUUUUAAUAAGAUUCCAUUACUAUUUACUUGCAUUUUUUGGAAAUCUAUAUUAUUAUUUUAAUAAAUUGGUGAUUUUUGUUGGUUCCUGAAAACCUUUACGUUAUAUCGCUGUUUUCGUUAAAUCCGUGUUCGCAAAAUCGGGGUUCUACUGUAUUAGAUGGCAAUUAUUACCUAUAUGCUAUAUCAUCUUCAUUAUAAGAUGACCGCAAGUAUGUGACAAUCCAAAAUGUAAGCUAGUUUGUCUUGAGUUUCAGGUUAUAUUUUAUUGGAGAUAUCCUUUUAAUGAUCAAACUGUAAUAAUAUAGGUAGAGACCUGAAAAAUUUGCUGCUGUCAUAAUGUGAAUAAUAAUGCAAAUUUAAGCAUUUUCAAAUGUAAAAUGUGAAUUUCAGCAUUUCAAAUUGAAAACUACUGUACUAUUUAUCAUGCUUUUGGCACAUUUGGAAGGCAUAAUCUUAAAUUCCUUUUUUAAGUUUGAGGGCAUACUGGUUUUAAGGUUCGAAUUACUGGUGGAAUUAGUGGGCGCCACCACGUGAGUGGGCACGUGGACCCGGCUCGAUACUCUUGCUAAGGGCGUUACGUGGCCCGUGUGCGGCGAGAUAUUAGCCCUCCUGAUUUUUAAUGCAACACCUGCUCCUAAACGAGCCCGCUCUCAGCGUCGGGCACGCUUCUAAUUAACUGCAGUGGGCUCUUAGGGCGUCCCACACGCCGCUGACUAGGUUAAGGACCCACGUGGCCCCCCCGAACACAAAGACACGUGACUCAAUUAAGUUGGUUUUAUUUACUCACGUUACACGCCCUUCUACAAUCCUUCCUUGAUACUGUUAUAAAACGCCCGAGGCACAAAUCGAUUUAGGUGAGGAGGUGAACCACGCAUGUGGUCGCCUCAAGUCGUUACUUCUUACACGGAUGACUAAAAACUCCGGAAAGUAAAGAAUUAUUAAUUAAACAGUCUCUCCGACCGAGAGAGGCCCCGAGGAUAGAAAGAAAACGAUUUGAAUAAAUUUCUUAACAGAACUAUUUCUCGGUGGAACAACGGUGAUGUCUCGGGGUGUCUACAGAGACGUCCGCUCUCGGCCGCAGUGUUGCCAGAUUGCAACAUUCCAAAAGUCGUAUCGAAGACUAGAAAUAGUCGUACAUUGGAGCAAAUAGUCGUACAUACUAUAAUUUUUAAAAUAAAACGUUAAUGAGUACCAACUUUUAUUUUAUCCGGCGAUUUUUUUGCUAUUCAUUUUGGUAGUAUUUUAUUGGCAUGACACAAUCGUGAAGGAAAAAAAUUACAUGGAAACAAUUACACUAAGGAAAAAAACUACACCAAAAUUAACACAUGUUAAGUUAAAAAAAAAAAAAAAAAAAAAAAAAAAACAAUUUUCUUAACAACUCAGUCAUCCUUUUCGAAGAGAAUAUCCACAAUAUCGUUUUCUGGUGCACUGGAUGCAUACAAGUUUGCUGAUGUCAUGCGCGAUAACAUUUCAGCUGUAGGGCGAAACAAUGCACAGGUACCACUUUCCUUCACACACUCGGAAGCAAGCAAAGCUCCGUUCACUGUUUUUGGAAGGAGGCGAUUUCGUACUUUGGUUUUCACUAGAUUUACCUGUAAAGUAAAUACACAUGCUAUAUUUUUUUAACAAUAUUGCAGUUAACAAAAACUCAAAUUUUAAAAUAAGAACAGUAGGUAACAAAAUAGUUAUUUAUGAUGCAUAUAUUUUCAUACCUGACUGAAGACUCUUUCACAGUCUGCAUUAGAGUGCGGGAGACUAAGCACAUGAAGUGCAAAUGUAGCCAAUUCUUUGAAAUGAGCUUCUUGUGUGUCACAGCUUGGUUUCAGAAGCAUAUUCCAGAAAAUGUCAGGACUGUUUACAUCAUCAAUAUCUUCUGGAAGCCUUGCCCUUGAAAAUGGAAGCUCCCUCCACUGAUCAUCAAGACGCUGUAAAAUUGCAUCAUCAUCACAAGAAACAAUUCUUGGGACUACUUUUACUAGUGGAAGAAGGGAAGGGCAGUUAACCCUGAAUACUGGUGAAAGAGCUGCUUUAGGUUGCAGGUAGCUAAGUUUCGACAGAACUGGAUCAUUCAUAUUAUAUCUUUUUCUUAUUUCUUGCGCAGCAACCUGAAAAAUUAUGACAAACAUUUAUCAUUAUUUCAGUUACAAAAAUUAAAAUUAAAUAACAAUGAGGCUUGCAAGUGAUUCAACUCACCGUGAGGAAAGUUCUACACCUGUGAAAGAAAUGACAGCGAAUAUCGGGCUUGGAAGUGAUUUCUGGUUUAUCAAUGUGCUGCAGGACUUUUACUCCUAAAUACAUCUCAGUGUCUGGAAGAUGAUACUUCUCCAGGGCAGGAUCGACUUCCUCGAGUGGUGUUUUCAUGACAUAGUCCCUUUUCAUGAAACUAAGGAGAAUGUCAGUAUAGAGAUCUCUUAAUUGGGUAUGUAGUUCUGUAAUAACAACAUUCUUCGUCUGGAAAAAUUCGUUGAAUUUUGUGAAUUUCGGAAGAACCCAUGAAAAGAACAUGAAAUACAGUUUCAAAAAAGGAUCGUGAAGUGCAUUGAAGAUGUUUUCUGCACUUAAGAGUCUCUGUGACAACCAACAGUCUGUAAAAUACAAUUUCAAAGCAUCCCACUGCUCCAAAAUGCGUUGAACAACUGCCACCAAAGACAACCACCUGGUCUGCGAGGGAUGAAGCAUUUUCAAAGGUUCCAUGUCAAGAAAUGUUUGAAACUCUUUCAGCUCACUCUGUCGUUUAGCACUGCUCUUCAAGAAAUUGUAUAUUUCACGAGCCAUAUCUUCACAAGACCGAGGAAGCACUUUACAUGCUUCACUAGCACACAGAUGUGCCGAAUGACAAAUGCACUUAACCACCAUGAUCCCAGGACAAGCUUCUUUGAGACGAGAUGAUACUGAAUUAUGUUCACCCAUCAUCACAUUACAUCCAUCUGCUCCAAAUCCGAUCACAUUUUCCAACGGAAUUCCAAACUCUGUGAUUGAAGCAACCAAGCCACGAAACAGGUUUUCUGCACUGGCGCACACAACUUUAUUUGAAGAGUCAAAAAUUUCUCUUAGUUCCCAGAAUUUGCUCUCUAUCCUUCCAGACUGGAAAUCAUUGUACCUUACCACUAUGCACAACAUUUUUACUGUCCCUAUGUCUGUUGAUUCAUCUGUAAGGAUGCUGAAUUUGGUGUUCUUUAAUUUAUUCGCCAACUUCUCCUUAUGAUUGGCAGCUAUUACAUUAUUUACAAUACUGCAUGUUUUUGUUCGUUUAAGAGUCAAUUUCUGUGCAAUUUUAUGGUCAGAAAAGAUAUCUUUUAUGACAGCUGUGAGAUGGUCUGCAACAGAAAAAGCAACAUUGUGCUCCGCAAUGAAUGCCGAAAGUUUUAUUUCAGCAGAUGCAACUUCUUUGUCUAAAUCAACUUUAGGUGCUGCAAUAAAUCUAGAAAUCGAUGUUUGUCUAACAGUAGCAGACAUUCUAAGUGCUGUAUGUUUCCCACCGGUUGCAUGCCGCUUUAAGUUACUUAUUUCGGUAACAAGUGUUAUCCCACAAAAUUUACACUUAGCCUUGUAUUCGUCUCCAUGUACAGGUAACAGCCACUCUUUAAAUUCUGUUUCAGACAACCACUCUUUUCUAAAUUUUUGAGCCCUGUGUUUACCUGCACUUUGCUGAAUACACACCUUUUUUGGUGGCGAACUUAGCCCAUCUUCUGCGUCACUCAUAUUUACCAAACAAUGUAAACAACUGUUAAAUUCUUAAAUUGUUCGUACUGUUCCAAAGAUGAUAGGUACUUACAGAAUAUCACACAUAUUUUAAUAAUGUAUCCAAUAUGAUAUUGAUUUAUGUGCAUUCUGUUGUCAUUCCUCUCAACUAUUAUAAUGAAGCUAUCGAUUGUUUCUUGAAUUGGAUUAACAUUCAGAUAUAUUUCAUUACAAUUUUCGAUUUUGGCUUCUUUAGAACUGCAUAUACUAUUGUGUUUAUGAGACCAAAAUAUUUAACCAUAACAUCUUAACCACCAAAAUUUCAAAAUAGUCGUACAAAUAGGUGUACGACCCUAUGUUCAGACGUACGUCGUACCGAACUACGAAAUAGUUGUACAUGUACGACUAUAGUCGUACGUCUGGCAACCCUGCUCGGCCGGCUGAAGAAGGAGACUGGGCUGAGAUAAGGGCUUACGGAAGGCAACAUGGCGCCCUUCGCGCCGAACACAAUUACCGUUAAUAUCUUAGCUAUUGCGUGCCCCGGGUUAUUAUUGAAAAUAACAUGAACUCUUUAUAAAAAUUAGCACAUCACAUCCAUGACCAGACCGUCUGUAAUUAUUACUUAUGUGGUAGAAAAAUAGUUUAAAUCAGGUUAUCUGCUAGUUCCUUCGUCGCCCGCUAGAGAGCAUCCUUGUCCGUGCUUGCACGUAUUUUAUUAAAAAAAACAUCGUUUAUUAAUGAAACAAAAGGCACUCACAUACAUAAAUUUAAUCGUCGUGACACUAUUUUGGGGCGAAAAGAAAAGGGUUACAAUAAUUAUUAAUACAUAUAGGGGUGCGGCGCACUGCAGUUAAGUGCCCUCUUGCCGGGCUACCAACAUACGCACACACGCACGCACAAGCGGGAGGUUUGAACAGAGAUGGUGGUGUUCGGGCGGUGGCAUAUCGGGCUCAAAGGGGGCCGCAGGCCCGGACGACGUCAAGUUAUAUAUCAGUACUGAAAAGGUAUUAUAAUUAAUAUUUACAUUUUUUUUAGACACCAGGGUUAUUUUGAUAUCUUUGUUUGGUCACCAUAUUCAUUUACUCCAAUGUUUACUCAAUGGUGUUGACAUGUUUGUUUUACUACAUAGAAAAAUUUGUGUCGCGCUUGAAUAAAUUUGACAUAAUUAUGUAACUUAAAGCCAAAGUACCUAUAUUAGGUUAUAUCAGAACAGUAUUUGUAAUUUGUAUAGUAUUUUAAAAACAGCAGAAUUUAGUGUUCGUCAACAAUAUUUUGUGAUUUUAUAAAAAAUAAAUAGUUUUAAAAGUCCGGGAAAAUGAAACCAGUUUGUAAGAAAAAUACCACCAAUUUUUGAGAAAAAUUACAAAUAUUUUGGGGGAAAAGUAACACCUAUUUUUGAGAAAAAUAACACCUAUCUUUGAGGAAAAAAUUUACUUUUUUGGUCUAUAAAUAUAGGUCAUAACUAGGGACAAAAUUUUAGGGUUUAUUUAUAGAAGAAAUUUUAUUUUAAAACAGAAGAUUUCAGUGUUACAGUGUUUAUUUUUAUAUAUUGUCUUUAUUCAUUUAAAAAAAUUGUACUAUUCAACAAAUAUGAAACAAAAAUAUUUCUUAAUAUGUAGUACUUAUUUUACCAAAAUUUGACACCUGUUGCACUUAUACAGUAAAAUCAUUUGUAAUAAGCAUGUCUAGAACAGAACUACUCUUAAAUAUAAAAUUUAAUCAGAAAUUUUUGCGUGUUUGAAACAUGUGCCAUCAUUACUGUAAAAAUUGGGUUACAUAUGUAAGACAAUAUCAAACAACAUAACAUUAAUUUUUUUCCAAUCCAUUUAGGUCAUACAUUUUAUUACAAAGUUCAUGUUAUAUAAAUUACAUUCAAUGAUUUUACCAUGACGAAACAAAUAAUUUUUGUAAUUUGAUUAAAGUUUUGUCAAAAUGCUAAUUGAUUUCAUUUUUUUAGUUAAAUACAUAUCUGCUAAAUGUUUUAUUAAUUUGCAUUCCGGUCCUACAUCUGGUAUUGACAUGUUUUGAAGUGUUAUUUUAGUUUUAUCACAAUUCACCUUAUAAUCUCAUCCUUAGUCAUAACAUAUUAGACGAUUUAAAAAAUUUAAACAUUGCAUUUGUUACAAGAUAUUAAUAAGACAUUGCUUAUUGCAAUCAGGUCAGUUUUUCUUUCUGUCAGCCUGGUCAGUUUGAAUAGAAUGAAUGUCUGCUAGUCAGUGCAAAAGUGACAGUAUUUCAAUUGGUGUGCCGGAAUAUCUUCAGAAGGGUGGUUACAAAUGUGGUUGGUAUUAUCGAUGGAACACUUGUGUAGAGGCAAGUGUUUCACAGUCUUCAGAAAGUGGUGGGUCGUUUUGUGACCUUGCAAGGCUUUCCAGCUAAGAUGCAACUCUGGUGAAAUAAUUCCUACUCUAUUUAUGUAGUUAUUUUUUGUGUUUAGAUAAUUUGUUUUGAUUAGAGAUUAGAACAUACACUUUAAAGUGUGUUUCAUUUAAGUGCUCUUUUGUUUACAUACAUUGCAUGUGAACUGCAUGUGAACAUGCAAAUCUUCCCAUUUAAAAACCUACUUAGUUCUUUCAGGUAGUGAAUUUGUGUUGGUUGUAUGUUGUUGAUUUGACAGUUGUUAGAAAAAAGUCAUUUAGAGGAAAGUUUGUGAAAAUAAUAAAAAAAGAGAAAAUCUUUUUUUAGUUUUUCCUCUUGGUGAAAAUUAUUUGGGGAUUAUAAAUGCUUUGUUGUUUUUCGUUCUUUUGAAACAUGAAGAAAAAAAUAUAAAAUAGCCUCUCAGUCCAUACGAAUGCAAGCAAAAUAUUGGUCGAAAAUAAAACAGCGUGCAGCGUGUGACACAGGUUUCGAUGGCCGUGCACAUUUCUCAUUCGUCAGAUGUUCUGCCUUGAAUGGGGAAAAUGGUGUGCAGAUGGAACAGCGUCCUGAUGCAAGCAAAUGAUCGGCGUGCGGCGUCUGCAAAGGUUUCGACGGUCUUGUGCAAGUUCAAAUUAUUUCAUUAUCGUUCGGAAAUAAUUUAAUUUUCGAAAAUUAAAAAUAAAUAUAGUUUCAAAGUUUAAAGAUAAAAAUUAUUUUUUUCCCCUCACAAACGCUGAACGUUAUAUGCGGGAAGCAUCUAUUAAUGCAAACGUUAUGAAUGGAAAAAAUUAACAUAGGAAUAUAUGGAAGUGAUCAAGGGAAUAAUAUUGUGAACUUAAUAAGCAGGAAAAUGUAUUAUGCGGGAACGUAUUAAACGAGUUUUAAUGUAUUAAAUUUGCAUCGCACCUGUCAUGUUGUGAUUUCAGCAUGAAAUAAAACCAAAUAUUUUUGUAUUAAAUUUAUGUGGGGUCUUGAUUGAGACUAGUUUGUAGAUGGGUUUGUUUAGUUAAUGAAAAAUGUUUAGACUGUGUAUUUUGAAAAUGUCUGUAUGCUAAUCAUGUUUAAAAUAAAUUUGUCUUGUAUUUUGAGCUCACCGUUGAUUUAUUUGUACUCCAAUUGGUUCAAGUGGUGUGAGCGGGGUUUCGAGCUUCAACAGGGAAACACAGGGAACUUUGAUUUGUGAGGGAAUUUUAAUUUUAUAGUAAAAUCAGGUAGUUGUCAGGGAAGUAAUUUUAAGUCAAGAAAUUUAAAUUAAAAAGGUAAAGGCUGAUUAUGUACUGCAAAUCCAUUAAAUGUUGUAUGCAUAUUGCAUUUGGUUCAGUCUUGUUGCAAUGCUGUUGAGCCUGCUGUGAGUAGAGUCAAAGCUGGACUCCAUCUGUGAUGGUGCCUCGGGCUAUGAUGUUCCCGACUUUUUGUUUGUAUGUUAAAAAUUUUAUCACAACAUUGAAGAAUAUGUAGUGCGUUGUGACUGUAGUAGUGUUAAGAAGUAGCGCAAACACUUGUAUUAAUUGUUUUCUCUGAAAAUACUGCAAGUUUUUGUUAGUAAAAAAUUACAAAGAGUCUGAGAAGUCAGGAAAAUUUCAGGGAAUCUAUGUUUUAAAUUAGCUGGACUCUGGUGGGCUAAAAAUUCCUAUGAGGCUGUCUUGUGAGGCUAGUAAUGGUGCCAACCACAAACAAGAGGCUGUGCAGACAUAACAUAUGAUGUUAUAAACUAACAAAUGCACAGGAAUACUUUACAAGAGAGAAACACUUCUUUCACACCAAUGUGAAAAGCUGUGACACAUUUUUAAUAUUUACAUAUUUAUAUUUGCAAACUUGUAUGAUUUGCCCAUAAAAUGUAAAGAAAAUCAUGUUAUUGUUUAGUUGUAUGGCCGUUUAUGUUAAAUUACUGGUUUACCAACAUUCUGACAAAAGGGUUUGCUACGUCUUUACUAUUGACAUGUUAUCAAACGGUCAUCUGAAACUUUCCUUUGGCCGUGACACCUGGAUACUGCCCAGUCUCUCUCGACUACCGCCUGUAGUAGGCAGUAACCGUCGCACCUUGAAGACAUUAACUGUGGUAACAUUGAUCUGACAGCAUUCUUCAUUCAUCUUAAUACUUUAAAAACCUUUUCUUUCUCUUAGAGGUCUACUCUGGAUUGCAGAAGGCUUUACGUAAUUAUUUAAGUCCUUUAAUGGAUCUUUGAUACAAAAUGAAGACUUGUUAUUUUCUAUGUCCGGUCACAGUCUGCCCUGUUUUGCAACUAAGCUGAUUAUUUGCUGUUGGUAUUUUAACUGUUUCAACUUAUUUUAGUGUUUUGAUUAACAUCGUGCAGGCUGCAUAUUAUUAAAAAAAACAUUAUUACUGGACAAAUGUAAGUACUUUAUCUGCUUGUGUACUUGUCCAGGGACAGUGGUGUGUGGGAUGCUAGAGUCCACUGAUGAGCGACCAGUUAUAAGUAAUAGCAUGCUCAUAGCUCAGAAUGGGCUAGUACUUUUGUGCUGUGUUAGGACGGGGGAAUGAGUCUUGCACCCACAUGGGCGACGUUACGGCUUUGUAAUAGUCUUCGCCAGGUCCGUGUGCCCCUCUCAAGUGGUGGCGCACAUGCUUACACCGAACGACCAACAGUUUUUUUACAUAACCUCUCUCUUCCAUGUAACAUGAAACUGAAAAAUUUCAGAACGAUGUUUGAUUUGUCUCAUCAGAAAUAGAAGCUGACUUCAAAUGUAAUUGAUUUUAAAAUCGAGAUAACUACUCCAAAAAAUAUAUAAUUUCAACAUGCUCAUACUCAAUUAUUAUACAUAACAUAUUUGUAUUGUACCAUUUAAAAAAAAAAAACAAAA